Messenger RNA from Ichthyophthirius multifiliis, 720 nucleotides. RefSeq lists its product as hypothetical. The transcript is spliced from 2 exons. Lineage: Eukaryota; Ciliophora; Oligohymenophorea; Hymenostomatida. Gene Ontology annotation, molecular function: mannose-ethanolamine phosphotransferase activity. Gene Ontology annotation, cellular component: endoplasmic reticulum membrane. Gene Ontology annotation, biological process: GPI anchor biosynthetic process. The record is from RefSeq and is a predicted model, not a curated record.
AUGGAGGCAGUUAAUACCACUGAUUAAAUUAGUGGAUUUUUAAUGAAUGAAAUGAGUGAAAAAAGCACUUUGUUAGUGUUUUCGGACCAUGGGUAGUUAUUAAAUGGAAAUCAUGGAGGAAAUAGUACUGAAGAAAUCGAGACUAUAAUAUAUGGAUAUAAUAAAAAGGGAUUCAUAAAACAAUAAAAAAUGGAUAUAUCUUAAUUAAUGGAUGUUAUUUAUUUAAAUUCAACUACUGAUUAAUUAGAUAUAACUGCUACUAUUUGUAUGCUAAAGGGAUGUCCUAUUCCUAGAAAUAAUUUGGGAAUUAUUAUUUCGGAUUUCUUUUUGGAUUUAGAGUAAAAUAGCCAGGCAGUUAUUGCAAAUGCCUUUUAUACAAAUUUUAGAUAAGUGGAAGAUUAAGUUAGAGAUAUUUAAGAUUUCAUGCAUAAUCUUAAUGAAAAUACAUUUAAUGAAUUAAUGGAAAUGGCUAAGAAUAUAAAAAAUAAAUAUAAAAGAUUAUUUACAACUGGAAUUAAAUAUAAAAACUCUUAUUAAUUAAAUCCCUUAAAAUUAAAGUAAUUUAUUGGUCAAAUAUAGAAUUUCGGAUAUAAGGUUAAGAGUAUAUUCAGAAAUGAAGGAUAAACACCAAAUUUAGUUUAUAUUAAAUACGGAGUGAUUAUAUGGAAUAUAGCUUUUUCUAAUAAUUAAAAUUUAAGAAUCCAUAUAAAAAAGAAGUGA